AACAAAACAAAAAUCGCUAUCUAUGGCUAAGCAAGCAACCAGAAUACAAAUCCACUUAACAAAUAAUACGAAUACGCUAUUUAAAAAGUAAAAAAACUUAUGAUUUAUUUAUUUUUAGAUUGCUCUUUCAAAUAUUUUUGAUGAAUAGAUUGUAUUUUGCAGUAAUGGAGUACCGACGCUAGGAGACAGUAAUACGUUUAACUCAGCAGACCACUGCAGUACAACCGCAGCGGUCAACAAUGUAACGUUAAACAUUGACUUUCCGUUCAUGUGACGUGGAUCUGUUAGCCUACAGCCCAGACCUGCUAAGGAAAUCCGAUGUUGCUGUCCUCAGCAUGGCUUCAAACUCCAGCUUUGCUCCUCCAAAACUGUCCGACUUCAUCCUCACAGAGCGGCUGGGCAGUGGCACCUAUGCUACAGUCUACAAAGCCUACAGAAAGGGGGACAGUCGAGAGGUGGUGGCAGUGAAGGUGGUUGGGAAGAAGAGUCUAAACAGGGCGUCUACAGAAAACCUGCUCACAGAGAUUGAAAUCCUCAAGACGAUGCGUCACCCUCAUAUAGUCCAGCUAAAAGACUUUCAGUGGGAUGCUGAUAAUAUUUAUCUGAUCAUGGAGUGGUGUUCUGGUGGAGAUCUCUCCCGCUUCAUUCGCAGCCGCAGGAUUUUACCUGAGAGGGUGGCCCGGUGCUUCCUGCAACAGAUAGCCUGUGCCCUCCAGUUUCUUCAUGAGCGAAACAUCUCACACCUGGACUUGAAACCUCAGAACAUCCUGCUCAGUGGCUCUGUCCUUAAACUCGCAGAUUUUGGUUUCGCCCAGUACAUGUCGCCAUGGGAUGAGCAGAGUGUCCUAAGAGGUUCUCCUCUUUAUAUGGCUCCUGAGAUGGUGUGCCGACGCCAGUACGACUCCAGGGUGGAUCUCUGGUCAGUAGGAGUCAUUCUCUAUGAGGCACUGUUUGGGCGGGCACCAUUUGCAUCGAGAUCAUACGCUGAAUUGGAGGAGAAGAUCCGGAGUAACCAACCUAUUGAGCUCCCUCCUGGGGCCAGGGUAUCCAAGGACUGCAGAGACCUUCUGUUGCGGCUGCUAGAGAGAAAUCCAGAUGCCCGGAUCACCUUUGCAGAGUUUUUCACCCACCCUUUUGUAGAUAUGGAGCAUAUGCCGAGUGCAGAGAGCCUAGUGAAAGCGAAAGAGCUUGUCCUGCAGGCCGUUCAGAAGGACCAGGAAGGGGAGAGGUCCGCUGCUCUCUCUCUUUACUGCAGUGCCCUGGAGCACUUUGUCCCCUCUAUUCACUACGAGACAGACCGACAACGUAAAGAUGCCCUCAGGCAGAAGGUCAGCCAGUAUGUGUCCAGAGCCGAGGAGCUGAAAGCCCUGGUGGCCUCAGACAACAGACUGAGCUUUGAAGAGGCCCGGACGUCCAGGGAUGUCCUCCGAGAAAUGUCUCGAGACCAACCACGACUGCUGGCUGCUCUUGAAGUGGCUUCUGCUGCCAUUGCUAAGGAGGAGAGUGGAUUGGAUGAUCAUGAGGCCCUGGAUGUGUACCAACAGUGCUUAGGAGAACUACUCUUGGCACUAGCAGCCGAGCCCCAGGGUCGCAGGAGAGAGCUGCUCCACAGCGAGAUUAAAAGCCUCAUGACCAGAGCUGAAUACCUCAAAAAGCAUAUCAAGAUGCAGGAGAAUCAGCGGGACGUGUCUCUGGAUCGAGAACCUCUUGCGGACUCUGUCAGAAGCUCUUGCUGUUUGCAGUGAGCAUGACGGCCACCGUGGGAACUGGGCUGGGGACGCCCCACAGAGCAUCGGACUGCCUGUCAGUGUUCAGGUUGGACACAGAACCUGAACCUGACCAGGUUUCAGUCGGGGCCAAAUCAAACCUGCGCCACAUGUCCCAUUAACCGACUCCGAACGCUGUCCGGGUGGGAUAUUACAGUUGCCAGCCAAAUGUGGUCAAUGUUUGGGUUGUUGCUGGAAAGCUGAUGAUUUGGCAGUUUGAGAACUUGUGUUUAUACUUUUUGAGGUGAAAAAAAAAAAAGUCUAGCUGGUAAAAUAUUGAAAGUAGCUCUUGAAUUUUGCAUUUGCACGCUGGUGAAUGUGAAAGUUAGUUCCCCGCUCUUUACACGGUGUUGUUGUUGCACUGCUUAGCCUCAAAUCCCCUCCCCUUGACACACUAUUGAUAUGUAAAUGCUGGACCGCUUGUAUGACAAUACCACACUGUCAUGGUAAACGAGUUAAAGAGAAACUGUUGCAUUUAUUGUUGCGCAAAACGUUCAAACGGUAUUUGCUGCACACCUAAAAACUGUGAAAACCUGAAAAUACAAUCGGAUGGGAGCUGUGACAGUAAGAAGUAUCCCAUCGGUUCUGAACUGUAGUAUUUAGUAUAUUACAUCGAGGCCUCCGCAAACAUGCUCAUACUCCCUCACCCUCCCUUCCCCACUGCCUUUACUGUGGGUCAACCACAGGCUCACCAUGCUCUCUCCGCUGAUGGAGCCCUCUCCACCACUAUGAGGGGAAAACUGGAGAGGUGCGGCCUCUGCCUUAUUUACACUAGACUUGCAUUUUCUUAGGUUUGGCACUGGCCGAGUAUUUGAGGGAUAAAGUGAGUUAUAGCGCUCAAGCAAAACCUUCAUAACUAGGCCUCUGUGAAACGGUAAAAAGCUGGCAGUCGGUGGCAGUCGCUGUUGUAGGUCUUCACACACUGUUAUGAUUUUUAGACUGGUAAAGCACUUGAAUAUCCAAAAGGCAGCCUUACUUUGUGAAUCAAAUUUUUAAGGCAACAUGAGAAAAUACCUGAAACAGGAGAAAAGUAUAAAUAUUUCUGCUGGCGAGAUUUCCACACUGCUGUGUUGUUUUAUUUUUUUAUUUGAAUGUUUAUACAGGUGUGAUUUUUAUAUUGUAUGUAUUUAUUAAUUGAGAAAUUCAAUGGAAAAUAAAAUGGCAACCUCUGAAGCCUCUCUAGUCCA
Messenger RNA from Perca fluviatilis (European perch), 2953 nucleotides. It is a transcript of the gene ulk3, whose product is annotated as unc-51 like kinase 3. Gene Ontology annotation, molecular function: ATP binding; protein serine/threonine kinase activity. The record is from RefSeq and is a predicted model, not a curated record. Bases 336 to 1745 code for a protein of 469 amino acids. The transcript is spliced from 17 exons. Gene Ontology annotation, biological process: protein autophosphorylation; peptidyl-serine phosphorylation; autophagosome organization. Gene Ontology annotation, cellular component: autophagosome; cytoplasm. NCBI's taxonomy places the organism in Eukaryota, Metazoa, Chordata, Actinopteri, Perciformes, Percidae.